UUCGGCUGUUUUUUCCUGUCAAGCGGCGGCACCGUGGAGGAGUCACAUGAUUGCAGUGAUAUGGAGGCGUCUUUUCUGACGGCCUGAGUCGGAAUGAAGUAAAAGUGUAUCGAGUGUAUCAGAUUAACAGCGUUACAUUGCGCCACGCAGGCUGAGGUGUUUGCCUUGUCUUUACAGCCAUGGAGAGAGUAGAGGCUACAUCAGAGCUCCAGUCACGGUUGUCGUCCCUCUCCUUCUCGUCUUUCCCCGGAAUAACAUCCAAACAGUGCGACAGCAGACCGCUGGACAGGCUCCAGAAUACCGAUCUUUCACAGAGCUUUACCCAGUUAAAAAACCAGGCUAACAUGGAUGAAACCAAGGAGGAUUCAGGGCAGCGUUCAGAGGGUAAUGAAGAGGCCCCUGCUGAGCCAGCCCCAGGGGAGGGAGGCGAGGAGAACAACAGUGCUGGGAACUGUCAGCCCUCCGCUGAGAUGAAAGCCCAGAUGCCACCCCUGAAUCCCCCAACAACAUGGACAUCUGCUGCUAUGAAGGAGCUGAAGGCAAAGCUUCGAACAGAGAAGGACAGCGUGGUGACAGUGUACCGAGGUGACAUCAUGACAGUUCAUGUGCCGACUGUCCCUGAGGCCAAAAAAGUGUGUUGGGAAUUCGCUACGGACGGCUAUGACAUUGGCUUUGGUAUCUAUUUUGACUGGACCCCUGUCACGAACCGAUCUAUCACAGUGCACAUCAGUGAGUCAAGUGACGACGAAGAUGAGGAGGAGGAGCUGGAAGGGCCUGUCAGUAAUGGAGACGUUGAGAAGGGCUCCAAAACUCAAACCAACUCAAGCCUGGCUGAGAUCUUACCUGUAUACCGUCAGGACAGUCACCUGUCCGUACACGGGGGAAGCCACGAUUUUCCAGGUGAAGGCACUUACCUGCUGAAGUUUGACAACUCCUACUCAUUAUGGCGAAAUAAAACUCUAUACUACAGGGUUUAUUAUAGUGCCUGAGAUGCCAAUCUUUUGUUUAAGAAUGUUAAUCUGAAUAAUGAUUAAUUAUUUUGAUUCCAUACUUGGGAAAAAAAUCAAAUUAUAAUAUAAAAAAUUAAAUAGAGGCAUAUCUAUUUUUUAUCUCUACAAGCUUGUGUUGCCACAUGUUGAAUUUACCUAUAUUAUCAGAUAGUUUUGAAUGCAACAUUUCCCCCAGUGUCUUGCAAGAUAGAUAUCUGAAGAAGCCUUGCAUAGGUGCCAUGUUCCUAUGUAUGCACUGUGCUAUUUGGUUAAGUGCCCAUCAUAAAACAUAUAUUAUCUUCAGCCGUAACAUUUCUAUGGUAGCAGUGAUCAGGGAACACCUGCACAGAAUAUAUUUCACCAGGCCAGGUGCUUAAUCAGCUGUGCUCUAAAGAAAUGGAGGUUUUUAUCAUAGCGUGUGUGUGUGUGUGUAUGUGUGUGCACUUCCUGCGAUUAUGAUUGUUCUUUUGCUUUGUUGUUGUUACUCGUAUGUACCCUUCCGCUUGCAGUGUAAGUUAUUUUUAAUCUGUGUUCAAUCUGAUUAUGUGAUAAUGGAGAAUACAAUUAUGAAGUACAAACUCUGUGCACAGACACGUCUUCUGUCAUAGUGGUGUGUUGGUAAACGAUAUAAGUUGAAUGUACUGAAACAAGUUGUAGCAGUUUUUCAGAGUGUGCUUUUUAUGACACAAAUAAAAGCCAUCCCUUAUCACAUAAAGCUCUUAUUAUGUAAUAUAGAUUCAAUAUUUACAUUUGCCUCACCCCCCUUCAAUUUGCUUUUUCGGAGGUAGGGAGCAGCUGUAAUAUUUAAUCUAAAUGUAUUUUGUGCACAGGUCUAUGUAAGUGAAAGUCAUUGUGUUUGUUUUUGAAUAUCCUCAGUGUGUCAGACAUACUUUGGAUUUGAUUGUGUUGAACAACUUUGUUUCAUCCUGUUUUUAAAAUCAACGCUUCUACCAUGUUCACUCGUGCGCAUGUUUUCCAAAGAUGUCACAGAUUUGGCUGCUAAUGCCGCACACGAUGUAAAGCAACGGGUUUAAAGCCUCCCCAUGUUUGCUGUACUUUACCUUUACUGUAAGUUAUGAUAUUUGUUCCUGAAAUUUAUAUUCCACAAUAAAGAGAAGAUUGUCUAUUU
Molecule: messenger RNA, 2118 nt
Organism: Toxotes jaculatrix (banded archerfish)
Lineage: Eukaryota; Metazoa; Chordata; Actinopteri; Toxotidae
Gene: tmed8
Product: transmembrane p24 trafficking protein 8
Exons: 6
Coding region: 180-989 (269 amino acids)
Cellular component (GO): Golgi membrane
Source: RefSeq, a predicted model, not a curated record